This is a messenger RNA of Durusdinium trenchii, 2524 nucleotides long. Lineage: Eukaryota; Dinophyceae; Suessiales; Symbiodiniaceae. The record is from the annotation of a GenBank genome assembly.
GGCAAAGCGGUACAGAGACUUGCUCCAAAACUUCAUGCCAGAAGUGACCCAAGCAUACAUGGCCUCUGCAGGGACUUCUUUCGAGAUGGUGAAGGCUAUGAUUCCACCAGUUCCAGCAACAGCAGGUAGCGGAACCGGAACUUCAAAGCCGCAAGAGCCAACCAAGAAGCAGAAUGGUCAUUACUACCGGGCGGGCAAAGGGUGGAUGACGAAGGUGGUCGUCAAGUCUGUGCACAUGAUGAGCCAGAGUUCGAAGAACCUGACAGCAGUUGCUGAGGCCCGGGCCAGCCUGACGACAGUGAAGCGGUUGACUGAAGCUUCGGUGCGAGCUGGCGUGGACUUUGCGCAAGCGUUGCAGGAUGCAACGCAGGUUGCCAGACCGCAAUGCCUGACUCCACUGAUCUGGCAGUGCAGCUAUGAUGCUCGUGAACUGGUGCCACAAGCCGGAAUGACCCCUUCAACGCCGUUGCUUGAGGAGAUGUUGCAGCAGCGGGAAGAGCUACAGCUGCGCGUCAAGGGCCCUCUUGGCUGCAGUCUGACAGGUGAAGACUUGAAAGGCCUUUGCAACGACAUGCGCAAGAAGCGCAAGGAAGCUGCGGAGAUUGAUUCUGAAGAGAGAUUGCUGAGAGCUCGAGCUGGCCUGGGCAAACUCGUGAAACAAGAGCUUGACUGUCGCAAUGCGGUCAAAAUGUUAGGGUUGAACGAAGAGAUUUUGCUUGAGGAGCAGGAGCAGAAGCAAACCAUACCUGCCCGGCGACGUUCAGCAGACCGACUGGCCGCCCGCUUCUUGCAGGAAAGCGAGGAGGUCACUGACGCUCAGGUCUUGGCGGUGUUGAGUGAAUGGGGUUUUGAAGAGAACAGUUCGAGGCAGAAUGUUAUGCCGCGUGGCAGGACCUUUAUCUAUAGCGACAUCUUGGGCGCUGUGAGGACGAGGAUGGGCGCUGUCCAGCUAACUCAACCGACUGCGCUGUACCCGAACGUCAGCCGGCUGUUGUGCAAGAAUUUUCAGCAGAGCUCAGGAAUGGCCAUUCCCCACACGAGCAUGUGCAUCAACAAGGGGUAUCCUUCAAAGAAACACCGUGAUUCACACAACGAAGGGCCUUCUGCCAUCAAAGGCUUUGGAUCCUACGACGGGGGUGAGCUCUUGUACUGGCCGCGCGACAGCGGGCAAAGCUUGGCGAGCCUUGCAGAGUCCGACGCCAGCGUCUUAGACAUACGCACUCCGACAGCUUUCGACGGCUGCCGAGCGCAUGCCACGAAAGCUUUCCAAGGGACUCGGUUCAGCGUGGUCCUGUACACCGUGAAGAAUUUUGAAACCUUGCAGGGCCACCAGCGGAACCUAGCCACACAUGUUUAGAGGUUUUAAUGGGGCGUAGGGACGACCCCGAACUGCUGAUGCAUUGGGUUCAUUGCUAUCGGCUUUCUUUUGUUUACGUGUGGCGACGCUGUUUGGAACCUUUCUACUUUUUCCCUCAGGAUAUUGUUGUCCGAAGCUGGGUACAAUGUUAGCUCACCUGCCAGCAUGGCCCGUUUCAAAGCAGUCCUCUCAGUUUCUGAACCUCGGUUGAGCCAGCCUUUUUUCUGUUGUAACCUGAAAGCACCCCGGCUUAUAAGUACUUUCCAUGUGCCUUUUGAGCAGAACGUUGUCUACGCGUGUCAGGACUUUUCAGCCUUCCACCUGCCGUCCAUGGGUCAAACUCGGUCGGCGUUGCCUGAGAAGAGGAGUUCUGCUGAAAGCGCAUGCCCGGAGGCGAAAAGGGCAAGAACGGCGCUGCCAGAUGGGGUGAUGCCUCUGAGUGGCAGAGCCAAAGCCUGGAAUUUGCCGGAGGGCUGGGCGUGCGGUUUCAAGAUGACUUCCACGAACAGAAAGGUCAAAGUAGCCGUCGGCCCAUGUGGGCAGGUGUUCUGGGACUUGCGUCAGGCCAAGCGAGCCUACCCUGGCGUGCUUUGAUCGACCCUCACGCGCAGCAGUUCAAAUCACGCACUCAGUUCAGUGAUACUUGGAAAGCUUUUUUGCACUCAGCCUCAGCCAGCCUGUUUUUCGCACCAAUGGCAACCAUGUGGUGAUGCAGGCGUACCUUCGUGCCGUCAAAACAUUAGCUUGAGCGCCCCAUGGGGAUGUCACAGUUGCGCCGCUUUUGAUUCCAAAGAACUGUUGUAACAGACCAGAUUGAAUUCAAAAAUGGGUUGUCAAGACGAUUUUUAGGGUAUUGCUGGCUGAGCUUCUAUUCCUAAAACUCAGACAGCCUGGCCAUAAGACCAUUGGCGUCAAGGCGACAAGGGUGCUGCAUUUAUGUUGCAAGGGCGUGUUGCGAGCGACCGUCUUGCCGGAGAGAAGGGCAUGGGGUACAGGGUAUUAGGCGUUGGAAUUGAAUUCUGUCAACGCAUUGUGCCAUUGAACGGAUUGGCCUGGCCCGACCUUUCUUUUGAGCCUCGAUCAACCUUCGUUCGGUGCGCCCGGCUUCAGACCUUCUCAGCUCAAGCUGAGCUGGUUGGGCCAGCUAAAGUCAGGUACAGGUAGAGG